Salvia miltiorrhiza (redroot sage) is the source of this 982-nucleotide messenger RNA. RefSeq names its product organelle RRM domain-containing protein 6, chloroplastic-like. Bases 139 to 642 code for a protein of 167 amino acids. The record is from RefSeq and is a predicted model, not a curated record. The transcript is spliced from 4 exons. Gene Ontology annotation, biological process: mRNA splicing, via spliceosome. Gene Ontology annotation, cellular component: catalytic step 2 spliceosome; U2 snRNP; precatalytic spliceosome. Gene Ontology annotation, molecular function: RNA binding. Lineage: Eukaryota; Viridiplantae; Streptophyta; Magnoliopsida; Lamiales; Lamiaceae.
UUAAAAUUUUGGUUUUAAUCAUGAAAAAUAAGCCCAUUUGACUACCAGCCCAAAGUUCUAAUACGUCGAAAUUCGAAUAGAGAAACUGUACGAAUGUGUGAAAGUUGCAAUUAGAUAAAAAAAAAUCUAGGGUUCCAAAUGGCCCUCUUUUGCUCACCCUGUAAACCACCAAUUCUGUGCCCUAAAUUUCCAAGAAAUUAUUAUGCGAUUCAAAGGCCCUUGAAAUCCAACACCCCAAUUCUCGAAACCCCCUAUUUCAAAAUCUCAAUAUCUGCUCCAACUAAAAUUUUCAACAAUAAAGCUAAAUGUAGCUCAAAUUUAAGCUCUUCCGCUGAAUUGGAAGAAGAUCCUCCCUCCAGUGUCGUAAUCUUCGUAAAAGGGUUAGCCCUAUCAACGGGGGAGGGAGGGCUCAAGGCAGCAUUUUCGCGAUUUGGAGAAGUCAGUCGAGUGAAACUCGUACUCGACAAGAAAACUAAGCAACCCCUCGGAUUUGCUUAUGUCUGGUUCGUGAGAGAGGAGCAUGCACGAACAGCCAUUGAAGAUAUGAACGGCCAGUUCUUCGAGGGCAGAUUCAUACACGUGGCCCUCGCGAAGCCCGGUUCCUGCAAAACUCGUCCGAAGCCCAGCGCUUACAAAUUCUAGGUGGCAUGCUAAUUCUACCUCAACCAAAUAAGGUGAGAUAGAAGAGUGUGCUAUGCAACUACAGUAAUUGCUGCUGUUUGUAUAUAGAUUAUGGUGUACAUAGAUAGCACUGUCAUUUUUUUGCACUUUAUAAGAUAAUCUAUGUCUGUUUCGAAAUGAACUGUUACACGAUUCUGCGAUUUGCUCGAACUCGUGUUACGCGAUUACAAGAAGGUUUCAACGUGUCGUCGUGUAACAGUGUUAAUAAUAUUGUUAUACGAUUACACGAUUGGAAUCUCAAAACCGUGUAACGGUUAGGGGUAUAUCAACGAAAAGUAUCUAAAGUUUGCCAAUUUUUUAA